Molecule: messenger RNA, 2007 nt
Organism: Botrytis fragariae
Lineage: Eukaryota; Fungi; Ascomycota; Leotiomycetes; Helotiales; Sclerotiniaceae
Exons: 3
Coding region: 1-2007 (668 amino acids)
Source: RefSeq, a predicted model, not a curated record
AUGUCUUUUUCAACUGGCACCGCAGAGGCACCACGCCCAAAAGAAACACAAGAGGAGAGAAGAGCUCGAAUUCGAAUGGAGAAAAGGAACAAGCCAAUCCUGCUUUCCCCUGCAUGCGGCGGUAUUCACUGGAACGAGCCUAUUGAGAAGCACAAUAUCACGGAAGGAAUCCUUAUUAUUGUUCAGUUUCAACUUCUUCAAGGCCUCUCAGUUAUCGACAUAUCCUCAAGGACUGGGAGAAUAUGGCUCGCUACGCUUGAAUACAUUUCGACUAUCCAAGGCUGCUCUAUAAAAUACUGGGGAACAGAGAUGGCUCAAGGUCAAGAAACAAUCUGUUUACUCGUUGAAUCAAAAAAUGCGAGGCAAUGGAGUAUAUUUCAGCAGAGUCUUGGGGUAACUUUGAUGCGGUCAGAAUUAUCCAGCCAACGCAGACCAACCAAUAGAUGCUUACGUAUCAGUCUACCCAAUCAUGUAGAACAACUGAACAAACUAGAGGUCCUUAUGUUCAAGUUCGAUAGCGAGGUCUUCGAACGAGCUGGGGACGAAGUGCGCGAGAUUGUGAAAAUUUGGGAAGGAAGAUGGAGACAAGAAGGAAAAGAAGCAUCAGGUAACUGGCUGGAGGAUAAUGGCCAUCCAUACGUGGCAGAGUGGGCAGAUCUAAUACCUGCAGCUGUGGAAAGCCAGGAUAGGAUCCUUAUGAUACUAGCUUGGAAUUGGGACGAAAAAUCAGUGAAUCUGACGGAGGAAUACACGAGAAAUUCGAAGGCUGAAUUCAAAGAAGAGAUAGCAGCUACAGGCGCAAAAGAGGUCGCAAUAAAUGAGUUCUUGAUUUCCAAGUCGGCCCAAAUCGAAUUCAAGAUCAAAAAGAACAGCCAAUCCGUCAAUACCAAGCCUCAAUUCAAUGUUGACUGCCUGGCUUUACUGCUGCGGGUUUCCCCUCUGCGACAUCAUAGCGAGACGUCUUCUGGGACGAAACUACGCUCUAAAGACAAGCACACUGAAUCAAUUUACGAUGCAGCAGUGGGUAGACGUCUAUUCCCUGGACCGAGCGGAGGCUAUUUGAAAAUGGGAGAUUUCCACACAAAUAUGCGUUCCAGUCCAGGAAAUGGUUUGCCAAAUAGAUUAAAUCGUUGCCCAGAUACAGAACUUCUAUGGCUAAAAUUUGAACCAGGAAAGGUUCAUGAUAAGAAGAGUAUUUCAGAGAGGCUCUUACAACUCAGAAAAGAGAUCGAUAUAUAUGUUGGAUACCGUGCUCCUCUCUAUUGGGGCCGAUCUGUGCAUGAUCCGGAUGAGUGGAUUUUGAUGAUAGAUUGGAAUAAAAGAAAAAGUCCGUACACGGAAGGCCCUGAUCCUGUCGACAUCACUUCGGAGACGAAAAUUGUUCAAGAUCUUGUCAACGAUUUUGUUUUUCUAACUGCCGCUCUGACAAGGGAGCCCGAAACCUUCAAAGUCGGGUUUCCUUAUCUCUCAAACCCUCGCAGAAAAGGGUUUCCAAUAAUGGAAGUCACGAGAUUUGAAGUAUCGAACGAUCCACGAACGCAGGCCUUCUUUCAAAGAUCUUAUGAGUUAUUUAAAACAGAGAAUAUGGGCCAGGAACAAACGUGGGUGACGUUGCUUCGCGAUAGUCCACCAGAUGCUGCUUCACUUCCAGCUACUGGUUCUCUUCCAGUCAAUUCAGCUGGUCGACAUAUAAUUCAUUUUUUUCACCAGUAUCCACCAUUAACUCCCUCUUUGGGUGCCGAGGCCGAGGAGGCCCAAAUCCCAAAGAAGUCGUAUUUCAGCGCAAUAACAAUGUGGAGGUCCUUAGAGGCAAUGCGAGAAUGGUAUACGGACUAUGCUAAUCAGUGUGGGAAUUACGAAGAACUGGGUCAUAAGGUUGACAGAUUGCGAAUGCUCUGCGGGGACCUUGAGCUAGUCGAUUCAAAGGUUUUUGAUAUGAUCGGAGAUUGUUAUGAAGCUUCAAAGGCACCGAUGCCAACGUCUUGGUCAACAACUGGCAUCCGGUGA